Messenger RNA from Pseudonaja textilis, 5856 nucleotides. Lineage: Eukaryota; Metazoa; Chordata; Lepidosauria; Squamata; Elapidae. The record is from RefSeq and is a predicted model, not a curated record.
AGUCUCUGUAGAUGAGCACCCAGUGUACGUUCUGGCCACCACGCCACCACGAAUGCUUCACCCAGCGGCACACACAUCCCACCAGCAUCCAUUCAUGGUGGAUCUCCAUGACCAGAAUUUCCCCUUUUUGCUGCUAGUGAUGGAAUGCAAAAAGCAAUGAAAGUUUCUGUAUCGGCCAUUAGGACCAUUGUGAAGUCAAACUUAUCCUGCUUUUGAGAUUGAAUUUUUCUUCGCACAAAGAGGAAUAUACAAACAUUUUAUAAUUCUUUGGAUAUUUGCCAGGUGCAUCAGGGAGCUGUCCCUCUCUCCUACACGGUGACCACAGUAACAACACAAGGCUUCCCCAUUCACACUGGCCAGCACAUACCUGGCUGUAGUGCGCAGCAGCUCCCAGCAUGCUCAGUGAUGUUCAGUGGACAGCACUAUCCACUCUGCUGCCUCCCACCCCCUCUGAUCCAGGCCUGUGCCAUGCAACAGCUCCAUGUCUCUUAUCAAACAUUCCCACCGCUCAUUUCCAGUGAUCAUUAUAUCCUGCACCCUCCGCCACCUGUGCCACCACACCAGCCUCCGCAUAUGGCAGCCCUUGGCCAGUUUGUCCCGCUCCAGCCACAACAUCCUCGCAUGCCACUUCAGAGGAUAGAAAACGAGGUGGAGCUUCGGGGUGAACAGCACUCAAUGGGGGGCUUCUCGUAUUCUCCUUCCCACCAUACUCCUGCCUUAUCGCCCUCUGUACCAUUGUAUCUUCCACACACGCACGACCCACUUCACCAAGAACUGCCGUUUGGAGUGCCAUAUCCACAUAUGAUGCCCCGGCGGCUGAACUCCCAGCGAUACAGAUUACAGCAACCACUGCCUCCUCCGCCACCUCCUCCUCCGCCAUACUAUCCAAGCUUCCUGCCAUACUUUCUUUCAAUGCUUCCUGUGUCGCCAACAGCUGUGGGGCCCACAAUAAGUUUGGACUUGGAUGUGGAUGAUGUAGAGAUGGAAAACUAUGAGGCAUUACUGAAUUUAGCUGAAAGAUUAGGGGAGGCCAAGCCACGGGGACUCACCAAAGCAGAUAUUGAGCACCUUCCAUCCUACCGCUUUAACCCAGAGAGCCAUCAGUCUGAGCAAACCUUGUGUGUGGUGUGCUUCAGUGACUUUGAAAUCAGGCAGCUGCUGCGAGUUCUGCCCUGCAACCACGAGUUCCAUGCUAAAUGCAUCGACAAAUGGUUAAAGGCAAACCGCACAUGCCCCAUCUGCCGAGCAGAUGCUUCAGAAGUGCAUCGGGAGGCCGAAUGAGGUUCGUCAAUGCACUGCUGCACAAAUUUACUCCAGGAUACGGACCUUGGACCAGAGGCCUGGGCCAGCCUGUAUGCUUAGCCUCUGGGGCCUCUCCUGGGAUGCGGUGAGAAUAUAAGCAAUGUAUGACACCCCCUCCCCCCUCACCCCAUGGCAUGGACUGGGCCUGGUGGUUGAGCCAGCUCUGCGGUGUCAUGCUUUGUAGGGGGAGGCAUCCCCACGUGCUCUGCACUCCAAAGACUCGCCCUCCUUGCACCAUUGUUUUCCAGGUGUUUGCAUUCCUUCUUGGUUUUGGGGUUUUUCCUUUCCUGUUUGGUUUUGUGGCUGUCUGAACCUAGAUUUUUAUCCGAGUUCAUUUCUUUCUGGCAGAGCCAGAUUUGGGGGCCUUGAAAGCAGAACAGCUCCAAGGGAGAGGGGGAAGAAGUGCCUGCUUCGACCCCACCACCUGCUUGCCUAGAGUACAGUGUUGCAAGAUAGUAGCGGGGGGAGUAUGUUGGUUGCAACACUGAUGUAAGCCACUUGAGGCCUUGCCAAAAACAAACAAACAUCUGUGGCUGUCUCCACGCUAAUCAUGGCCCACCGGCCCAGGACCACCCUGUGUUUUUCCCUACAUAUGCACAGAAUAGUCCCACCAGCGUCUCAGACUCUCCCUCCCUUUGCAUGCCCUGCAAUGUUGGGUGGAGUUCAGGGUUGUUCUCACAAGUUGCACAGUGAGGUAAAGAAAAAAAAAAAAUGGGCCUAAACCUUUAAGUCCAGCAAUAUUCUGCUGCAAGGCAGUUUUGGGGGAAAGACCCAUUUUCCCCCCAGAAAGUUGGAAAGAGAGGAGGAGUAUGCAAGUGAAAAUCCCUACAAUAAAACAGCCGGCUCUGUUUAUUACAUACUUAAAUGAAAUGAAGGCUUGUGGCUUGUGUUUUGAGAUAACAGAAUCAUGUAAUAAUUGAUGUGUCUUCCUUUUAUUUUCCCUUUGCACACUCAGACCCCUAGAUGAUUGUCCUAGUAAUAUAUCUGGGUUGCUAUUCCUUCUCGGCACCCAUCUCUAGAGAGCGCCCCUCCUCCAUCCAGUUUUUGAGUUCUCCCCGGCAGACUGCCUGCCUAUAUGCUCUCUCCCCACCCCCACCCCCCGGCGUAGGGGAGAGAGAGAGAUGCUCAGCAGACGGAGGCAAAAGCCUUCAGCUACUACCUUUCCUCAGUUCUCUGUCCCGCUGACUCCUGGCUAAGGCCCGAGAGUUGUUGGGCAGCUCCGGAAGACUCCCUGAUAGGAUCCUGAGCCGAGAGAGCAGGCAGGAGUUAUUUAGCUUAUUAUUUACCCUUGCACUAGCCGUUACGGAGAAAGCCUUUCUGGCGACCCUCCCUCCCAAGGCUGCAUGCAGUGCUGUGCAUCGGCUUUCACAGGGCCAGGAAGGCCUUUACCUAUCCUAUCUUUUCCCCAUCUCUUCCCUUCAGCAACCUCCCUUCCCCCCUUCUUCCUCUUCCCGUUUGGCCCUACGGAUGAGCUUUUCUGUAUGGCCUGAUGCUUGUGCGCUCGGUCGGGAACUGUGGCUGAUUUGGCCAUGACACUCAAGCUGUGUGCCUUCUUGUGUCUGCACACACACACACACACACACACUCCUACCUAAAAUACCUGCUGAUUUGAAGCAAGAAAACAACCAACCUGCCACCCUGUUACAGAAAACCUGUUAUCGUAAAAGUAAUAAAUUUAAAAAUUGUCUUGCAUGAUUAUAUCAUGGAAUAAGAGAGAAGCUCUCGCCGUUUAGUUGGUUUGUGUCUGAAGCCUGGAAGAAUCAAGAGAAGAUGAUAAAAAUCUAAUGUAAAUGUUCACAAAUUAUGCAUGCAUGUUAUGACCAGCUUGGAACUUGGUAUUGGCUAUCUCUCUUAGCCAGCUGUGGGGUGAUGGGGUGGGUGGGAAUGAGGGGGUUCUUUGUGCUCAGCUGAUUACUGCCAUGCACUGUACUGCACAUGUCCGCAACGCCUCACGAGGACCGUUAACGCUUUUCAGGGCAUUUCUCUCUCCCUCCCUCCCCUCCAAAUUUAGGAGAUUGGUUUGAAACCAGGUUGGGCUAGGAGGCAGCAUAGUUUUAGUAGAGAGCCAGUUUGGUGUAGUGGUUAAGGCAUCCGGCUAGAAACUGGGAGACACUGAGUUCUGGUCCUGCUUUAUAUACAAAGCCAGGUUGCAAUCUUGGGCCAGUCAGACUCCUCAGCCCAAGGAAGGAGGCAACGGCAAACAACUUCUGAAAUCGUAACUUGAAAACGGGAGGGCCUUGCCCAGCCAUUCGUCGGGAGUCCACCCUGACUUUAAAGAUGCAUGCACAUAAACACACGAGACAGUUUUAGUGGACUUAAUUUGAGGUAGAGUUGCAAAGCUUAGGGGCAGAUCUCUUCUGUAUUAAUAGCUGCCUUGGAAGGAGGACUCUGGCAGGGUCACUUUCUCCUUCAUGGUGCUGCAGAAGUAGGAGAAAGGGGACCUGCUGACCACUCCUCCUCCCUUCUUUCUCCCUUGCCUGGUUUAUCUUGUCCUGUGUCGAUUAGUAAGGCUCCAGGGUAAAUCCGGCAGUAUCGUAAUCGAUCUCUGCCUCUCCGCAGCAAGUGUAGUUCGUGCUCUCUUUCAGUUUGAUGGCAUCUUCUGCCCUCCCUCCGUGACCCUCCUCCAAAUGGUAGACCCAGACCGAUGGUUAGAUCUCGCCUCUUUCCCUUCAAAGUGGGGGCAACCGAUAGGAAGAGGGGACUGCAAGGGAGCCUAAGGCCAAGGCCAGGAAGCAUCCCCCGGGCCUUUCUGCCAUCUUCUUUGUGUGCUGACCUCCAGUUGGUCUUGGUAAGAGGGCCUGGUGAAUUUAUGGAACAGCUAAGCAGGGCUCUACUUAGGGCCACGGGGAUAAAAGGGAACAGUGACAAAUAGAUUAGGCAACGCGUGAAGUCCCACAAGUCUGAGAGGGCUCAGUCAGCCAAGAGGAGAGAAGGGCUACUAGUAAUGGGAAGAGCGGCUUGUGUCCCAUUUUUUCCUGUGAAGAAGGAUAAAGACUGGAGGGGCGUGGCUCUGGUGCCAUCUAGUUGUCAUUUUUUUUUUCUGAACAUGCCAGCUCUCAGCAAUAUUUUACCUCUAAAAGUAGGAGAGAAACUUUGGGAUGUGGCUACGGCCAGUUGGCCUUUUGCCACUUGUCCCGCUAGCCAUGUCUGGUGAGGCGACCAGCUUCUUCCCCCAGCCCUUGUUGAGAUUCUUCACCCAGCUGAGGAGAGGCCAUCCUCCCGGUGCGAGGAGGAGGAAAACGAGAAGGAGGCACGCAAACUUUAGUUUUGUGGCUUCUUUUUUUUGUCAUAAGUGACAGUAGUAAUGCUUAAUAAUACAGUUCGUCCCUGACUCGCAACCAUUUGUUUAACGAUCGUUUGAAAUUACGUCGAAGCUGGAAAAAAAAUGGGGCUUUAUGACAGGUCCUUAUGCUCAGUGAUUGUUGGGGUACCCCAGCAGUUGCUAAGCACAAUUUGUAUGCUUGGCAAUCAGCAUGUAUUUACGAUGAUUGCAGUGUUCCUGGGGGUCACUCGCAACCUUCCCAGCGGGCUUCCGACAAGCAAAGUCAAUGGAGAAAGCCAGUUUCGCUUAAGGUCAGUGGCAAAAAGGCCGUAAAAGCGGGUGUGACUCAGUGACCUCACUGCUUAGCAACGGAAAUUCAGUCCCAAUUAUGGUCAUAAGUCAAGGGCUGCUGUAAAGAUCCUCGGAUCUUUAGUUCCUGCAAAGACACAUCAAGGCAGGGUGGAUGGACUGGCAGCCCUUGAUUUGAAAGCAGCAGCUGGUUUGCAGAUUGAUAAUUGAAUUAGAAGCUCUGGGCAGGUCCCAGGUUUUUUUCCUUGAAUAACAAUCAAUUGUUUCCAAUUGUUAAGAUGAAGAUGAGUGCUACUUUUUAGAAGUCUCUCUCUCUCUCUCUCCUGCUCCGCUUACUCCAUUUACGUUUUGGGGAUGCAAGUUGCGGUGCAUCCGCUCUUGGACCCCCCCCCAGUAAAGAAUUUCCUCUUUCCCCUCCUCCUUUUCAGAGGGGGAGACUAGCUGCAGGGGGACAUCUAAGCCAGGUCUUGGCCCGGGCACAGGCAAACACACCAAGGAACGGGCCGCUUGCCAUCGUCUCCAACUGCAGACACCAGCAGCUUCCUUCCCAGUCCUCCCGUGACGUGUCCCGUUCCCUCUCUCCUGCCAUGUCAAGCCAGUGCCUUGUGUCAGACCCGCCUCUUUCCCCCCAGCCUUUUCCCCCUUGUUCCACAGCUUUUGAAGGGAGAGAGAGGGAACCAACCCCUUAUUCCACGUGUUACAAAUAACCAAAGGUCUUUACUGUAGAUAUAUAUAUAUAUUAAAAAGUUUAAGAGCAAACACACACGGGAGGUGUUUCUAUAUUUAUAGCCAAUCAGAAUAGUGCCGAUGCCCAUCUGUUUUCAGUGUCUCUUCUCCUUCCCCCGCCAUCUUUUCAGAAAGGUUAUUUGGGGGUGGGGAGGGAAGGAAAGCCUUACGGUUCUUCUGACGGUGACUCGAAAGCUCACAGCUCGUGUGCUGCAGAAUUUAUUCCAAGGAGCAGCUAAAAGUUAUCAUGAAAAAAA